Messenger RNA from Ceratotherium simum simum (southern white rhinoceros), 696 nucleotides. The record is from RefSeq and is a predicted model, not a curated record. Lineage: Eukaryota; Metazoa; Chordata; Mammalia; Perissodactyla; Rhinocerotidae.
AUGCUUGCUGCCGACUGGACGCGCCCAGAUGUCCAGGGCCGAGGCCCACCCUGGCAGCCCCACACCUGUGGCCCCUGUGUGACCUCGGAGCUCCUCUGCAGGGAAGAGCUGGAUGUCCGCACAGGUGGCUGUGCCUCGCCCAGCAUCUGGCUCCCAACAGCAAGAGGCAGAGCCAGAACACAGGCCGGACUCCUGCUGGAGCCGCCGGGAGACCCCUCUCGGCCUCGGUCCCUCUGCACCCCCGUCCCUACUGCCACCCUAACGCCCACAAGUCCAAAAGGGCUCCUGGUCCAUGCAGCCACCAAGCCCAGCCUCCCAGUCACCCUCAGGACCUUCCUGUCUGACUCCCAGGCGGCCACAUUAGGGCCUGCAGCCCCCAUACCCUGGUAUCUGCCCAAAAUGGCCCUAUGGGGCGUGCGCUUGUCCAGUCCACCCCCAGCUGGCCCAAGAGACCAGGACAUUGGCACUGAGGACAAUUCGGCCCUUCUGAUCGGCCGGGAUCUGCCCGGAGAACAGGCUCCUGCCACUGGCUGGGCAACCGGAAGCAUGGCAGGGCCACGGAGGGGCCUGGCAGAGGACCCAGCCCAGGACCCACUGGGCCCCUGCUGGGCCAGCUCUCCAGGGAGGGAGAACCUGGGCGAGCCCAGCAGGGACUGCAACACCCCCGGGGCAGAGACAGAGGCAGAGAGGCUGUGA